GAGCUGUCAUUCAGAGCACUUAAGAGCCACCUGCAUUAAAGAUAGGAGUGGUAUUAUUUCUCAUAUUUUAUGCAGAGAAACAGGAAUGGCUAAUUGCUUCAAAUUGGUUUAUUCGCAUCGAGAACUGAAGAGCGAGACACACGCAAUAGAAGAAGAAAAAAUGAAGAACAGUAGUGGCUAUUUCAAUAGACGAAAUAAGCGGAAAUGAGAAAUGUCGGAAGCUUCUUACAGUUCAGCUCAACACAAGAGCGAUGACCGAUAGAUUCAAAAUACUGAGUUGAUAUAUCAUGGCCGACAACAGCACUACGUCACCUAACCCUCCCCAGGCUCCUGCUCUGACAGCCAGCAAUCUUGGUCUCAUUUUAUAUCUGUCUUUCUUGGUCGUGACUGCUUUGUUUGGAAAUGGCUUGUUGUUAACGGUAAUUGUCAAGAGGCAACUUCUACAAAACGUUCAUUACUAUUUCAUACUAAGUUUAGCUGCGUCAGAUUUCCUGAACGCUUUGCUAAAGAUUCCCACUACUAUUCUUGGAAGAUUUGACCGCAGCUGGUACCCAAGCUACAUCGUCUGCUACUUCACUACUCCUCUAGGGGUACUUUUCGGUGCAGCGUCCGUUUUUAGUUUGUCAGCGGUAGCCGUCAAUAGAUACUUUGUGAUUUCGUCACCGCUGAAUUACUCGGACAGAAUGCCACCUGUACUAGCCAAGAUCAUUCUGGCCGUGAUUUGGCUCAGCAGUUUCUGUCUGGCGACUCCGCCUGUUUUGUGGAGGGAAAAAGAAGCAAUAUGCCGAAGUGGGAACAUCUCUAAGGAACAUUACAUUUCCGAAGUGUUGUAUUUCUUUCUAGCUUUAUGGCUUUUCGUGAUCGUGAUUCCAAGCGUAGUUAUGAGCGUAUCGUACGUGAAAAUUUAUUUGAUCGCCCGUUAUCAUGCGCUACAAAUAGACUCACAAAACCAGGCCAGUUCAUUGCAACAACAGACAAAGAAGAGACGAAAGGAUUUCAAAGCUGCUGGGGUGUUAGCUGUGAUUGGUGGAAUUUUCAUUCUUUGCUGGUUUCCUUUCUUCGUUGUGCAGACGGUUCACAAGUUUGGUAAAAGGAAAAUCAGUCCGAUAUAUUUUAACGUUUUCUUAUGUGUCAUGUACACAAACUCGGCAUUAGACCCUAUUCUGUUGUUUCUAUUUAACGCCGAAAUACGGAGAGCAUUGAUAAAAAUGCUCUGCAGAGCGCUCUUCAAACCCAAGGCACUCUCUUCUCAAUCAGAACUGUCUUCGUUCCUCAAUCAAGGAACAUGACGAAAGAAAA
This is a messenger RNA of Stylophora pistillata, 1299 nucleotides long. RefSeq names its product 5-hydroxytryptamine receptor 4-like. Gene Ontology annotation, molecular function: G protein-coupled receptor activity. Gene Ontology annotation, cellular component: plasma membrane. Gene Ontology annotation, biological process: positive regulation of MAPK cascade; adenylate cyclase-activating adrenergic receptor signaling pathway. The record is from RefSeq and is a predicted model, not a curated record. Lineage: Eukaryota; Metazoa; Cnidaria; Anthozoa; Scleractinia; Pocilloporidae.